This is a messenger RNA of Manihot esculenta (cassava), 978 nucleotides long. Its product is annotated as transmembrane protein 18. The coding region runs from base 298 to 789 and encodes 163 amino acids. The transcript has 5 exons. The record is from RefSeq and is a predicted model, not a curated record. Gene Ontology annotation, cellular component: nuclear membrane. NCBI's taxonomy places the organism in Eukaryota, Viridiplantae, Streptophyta, Magnoliopsida, Malpighiales, Euphorbiaceae.
GAGCCAGUGCAAACUGCAAGUAGAGACAUCUUAGUUUCUUCUUAAAAGCCCUAUGGAGCUUAAGCAUUGAGACGCCUUCGAAGCCAGCGACGUUAUUGUCAUUUACCACUGCCGUUUUCCCUCACCGUGACCGUCGUUGUUGCCGUCGAUAACCUUCGAAGCUACUGCUUUUGCUGUUUAGAUUGAACUGAAGGACGCAAGGACUUCUGAAUAGCUAUCUAACCCUCUUCCUCGCACCGAUCCUGUAAAUCGAGUCGAGAGAGAUUCAAGAAUUUUCCCAAUUCGAAUUGAGUAAUAAUGGAGGAGUUAAGAUCGGCUAUGGAAGAUCACAUGGAGCAAAUGGCGGAUCUCGUCCAGAAACUCUCUUCGGAACUCCGGUCUGGCCUUCGACCCGCCUACGAGAAUUUCAUGGGAUUCUUCCACGCGAUCGAUUGGACGGAGCCUUGGCUAAUGGGUUUAAUGGCAUUUCAUAUUGCUUUGCUGAUAGUGGCCAUCUUGUCAAGAAAACACAUCAACUUCCAGAUGUUCUUGUUUCUCUUAGCUUUGGGUGGUGUAUACUUCGCUGAGAGGCUGAAUAAAAUUCUGGGUGACAACUGGAAGAGUUUUGCAAGCCAGAAUUAUUUUGAUCCACAUGGAAUCUUUCUUUCAACACUCUGGUCUGGGCCUCUUCUCGUCAUUGCAAUCAUUAUUUUGAUGAACAGUCUCUUUUCCUUGUGUUACCUGAUUGUUAGAUGGAAAAGGGCUGAACUUAGACACCGUGCUAGGCUGUCUCAUAACAAACAGGAUUGAUCAGUGCUCAUUUAUGCUCUUUCAUGUCCUACACAUUUGAUAGCUACUUCUUGCCUCCUGGUGGUCCAAUUUAGAUUGUGGAUUAGUUUCAAUCUGUCGAGGUUUUUUGAAUUUUGUUUUUUUCAAUGUUGAGUUUUGAAUGGUGUAAUCAUCAUUUUUUGCAUAUUAUUGUUAUUAUCUUUGGAGUCA